GCCGCGCCUCCCGGGCGGAGUCCGGCCCUCCCGGCCGCCCGGCUCCCCCGCCCUGUCCCAGCCGCUCCUCAGACCGCGCGCGGAGCUGGGAUGCAAGCCAUGGAGGAGACACCGCCCCCGUUGCUGGGCAGCAACAAGCCGCACCUGGAGAAGCUGACCUUGGGGGUCACCCGCAUCCUAGAAUCAUCCCCAGGUGUGACAGAGGUGACCAUCAUAGAAAAGGCGCCUGCUGAACGUCAUAUGAUUUCUUCAUGGGAACAAAAAAAUAACUGUGUGCUGCCUGAGGAUCUGAAAAACUUUUACCUGAUGACCAAUGGCUUCCACAUGACAUGGAAUGUGAAGCUGGAUGAACAUACCAUUCCAUUGGGCAGCAUGGCAAUUAACAGCAUCUCAAAACUGACUCAACUCAACCAGUCUUCCCUGUACUCACUUCCUAACGCACCAACUCUUGCAGACCUGGAGGACGAUACACAAGAAGCUAGUGAGAACCAGCCAGAGAAGCCUCACUUUGAUUCUCGCAGUGUAAUAUUUGAGCUGGAUCCUUGCAACGGAAGUGGGAAGGUUUGCCUUGUCUACAAAAGAGGGAAACCAGCAUUAGCACAAGACACUGAGAUCUGGUUCCUGGACAGAGCAUUAUACUGGCAUUUUCUAACAGAUACCUUUACUGCCUAUUAUCGCCUGCUUAUCACCCACCUGGGCCUGCCCCAGUGGCAGUAUGCUUUCACCAGCUAUGGCAUUAGCCCACAGGCCAAGCAAUGGUUCAACAUGUAUAAACCCAUCACCUACAACACAAACCUACUCACGGAAGAGACCGACUCCUUUGUGAACAAGCUGGAUCCCAGCAAAGUGUUCAAGAGCAAGAAUAAGACCUUAAUCCCCAAAAAGAAAGGGUCUGUUCAGCCUGCAGGUGGCCAGAAAGGGCCUGCAGGUCCUCCUUCCACCACUAAAUCCUCCUCUGGCUCUGGAAACCCUGUCCGAAAAUGAGCGCCCCACCUCCAGCUCCCUGCCAGCCCCACAGCGAUGAUUUCCAUGCACAGGUGCCCCAGGCGUGGCCCAAGCCUCAGAUUCUGUGUGUGGAACCAUAGUCCCCUCCCCAUCUGAGUGACAAAAUCCUAGGCCUUUUUUACUGCCAUUGGCUUGAGCCAGGACUUGGAAAAGCAUACUCAGGUCUCCCCAAGAAUCCUUCCCUCAUACCGCUUACAGCAGGUUGUACCACCUACUGAUUCUGGAAGCUGUGGAGAAUGUAAGGUGCUGUGUAAGUGACUAAGAAGAUCUGUUAAGAGCUUUCUUCUCUUUCUACUCCAACCCCCUACCCCCUCAGCAGUAGAGAAGUCCCCCAUAGAAACCACUGGUUUUGACCUAUGAAGCAUUACAACUAUGCUGCUCAAUUGGUAGCCACUUUUUAAAGCAGCUAAAUUUAAGCCAUGUUAAAAAUUCAGUUCCUCAGUUAUAUUAGCCACAAUGGGAGUAUUCAUGUGGCUAGUGGAUUCUGUAUUAGCACAGAGAUGAUCAAACAUUUCUAUCAUCACAGAAAGUUCUAUUGGGCAGCACUGCAUUAGAAUACUUUUGCAUUAUCCUUCCUCAGAUCAGUUAAUUUUGUUAGAGAAUAUUGAUACCUUAAUUUGAUGGGUUAUAAUGUUCCAUGAAAAACCUUGACUAUACAUUUUUAUGUUCUUUAUAUCCUUCACCACAAAGAUCUUGCGUUGCUCAUUUUCAGUUUCCUAUAGUUUCUCAUCUUCAUCGGUUUCCUAUAAAGCUUCUUGUUUCCAGUUUUGUGAUGUGAUAUUUGCACAUUUGCCAAAAUUAUCUUUCUCACUUGUUUUUAAAAGAAGAGGUGAUUCUGCUGUACCAUUAAAACCAAAACAAAAUAAAAUCUCCCAAGCAUU
Messenger RNA from Orcinus orca (killer whale), 1886 nucleotides. It is a transcript of the gene TPGS2, whose product is annotated as tubulin polyglutamylase complex subunit 2. The coding region runs from base 91 to 984 and encodes 297 amino acids. The transcript has 7 exons. Gene Ontology annotation, biological process: protein polyglutamylation. The record is from RefSeq and is a predicted model, not a curated record. Lineage: Eukaryota; Metazoa; Chordata; Mammalia; Artiodactyla; Delphinidae.